Lotus japonicus is the source of this 1736-nucleotide messenger RNA. Its product is annotated as serine/threonine-protein kinase PCRK2. The coding region runs from base 185 to 1510 and encodes 441 amino acids. Gene Ontology annotation, molecular function: protein kinase activity; ATP binding. Lineage: Eukaryota; Viridiplantae; Streptophyta; Magnoliopsida; Fabales; Fabaceae. The transcript has 4 exons. The record is from RefSeq and is a predicted model, not a curated record. Gene Ontology annotation, biological process: protein phosphorylation.
CAUUUGCAUCAUUCUCUCUAGAAGUGAACAACAGAGAACAUUCAACUCGAACGAUACCGUUUCAUUCCUUUGUGUUUUGGUCGUCUUUGGUUGUUCCUUGUUAUGGUUCCUUGACCACUGACCCUUCUUCUUCUUCUUCUUCUUCUUCUUCUUCCAUCGCGUGUGUUCAUGGUGUAGUGACCAAAUGAAGUGCUUCCAUUUCUCAAACGGCGAGCGGCGAGGCGAAGAUGAAGACGGCGGAGCCGGCGGUUCCAGCUCAAGAGGAUCAAGGGUCUCAUGGGCGCGCUCUCUCAGCCUCAUGGACACUCGCAGGUCCGAGUUUGACUCAACUGGGUCAAGAGACUACUCCGACACGGUGGGCUUCCACGAGUUCCUCUCUCUCCGGCGAGCCAACAACCUUCGCCUCUUCUCCUUCUCCGACCUCAAAACCGCCACGCGUGGCUUCAGCAGAACCCUCUUGAUCGGCGAGGGAGGCUUCGGUUCUGUCUACAGAGGACUCAUCGAUGAUUCCCAAAUCGAUGUUGCUAUCAAGCAGUUGAAUCGUAAUGGCCACCAGGGGCAUAAGGAGUGGAUUAAUGAAGUGAACUUGUUGGGGGUGAUCAAGCAUCCAAAUCUUGUGAGGUUAGAGGGUUACUGUGCAGAAGAUGAUGAAAGAGGGAUUCAAAGACUUUUGGUGUAUGAGUUUAUGCCAAAUAAGAGCUUGGAAGAUCAUCUCUUGGCUCGGGUUCCCUCGUCAUUUCUCCCUUGGACUACUAGAUUAAGGAUUGCUCAAGAUGCAGCUCGUGGCUUGGCAUACCUGCAUGAAGAAAUGGAUUUUCAGCUAAUAUUUCGAGAUUUUAAAACAUCCAACAUCUUGCUGGAUGAGGACUUCAAUGCAAAGCUAUCUGAUUUUGGACUUGCUAGGCAAGGACCCACAGAAGGGUCUGGUUACGUUUCAACAUCAGUUGUCGGCACUAUUGGCUAUGCUGCGCCUGAGUAUGUUCAUACUGGUAAGCUGACUGCUAAGAGCGAUGUCUGGAGCUUUGGUGUAGUUCUUUAUGAGCUUAUCACCGGGAGGAGAGCUGUAGAAAGAAACCUACCAAGAAAUGAACAAAAGCUUUUAGAGUGGGUAAGACCUUAUAUUUCUGAUCCUAGGAAGUUCCGUGUUAUUGUCGAUCCUCGGCUUGAAGGACAGGAUUGCAUAAAAUCAGCUCAUAAACUUGCAGUCCUAGCAAACAAGUGUCUCAUGAAGCAGCCAAAGUCCCGGCCGAAAAUGAGUGAGGUGGUUGAGAUUCUUGGAAACAUUAUUGACGAGACAGCUCCUCAGGAUGAAUGCAUCUCCCAAGCUGUUGUAGCGCCUGAAGAAGAAAAAGAAUUAUCUGUUGAGAACACUGCACCUGAACCAGCUAAACAGGGGAAUAGUUAUUUGAAGAAGGUUUUUGAAUUCAGAGACAUGGUCAGCUUUAGAAAUAAGUCUAUUGGAAGAUUGGAUUGGAAAAGUUGGGCGCCUGGGCUAGUAAGAACAUGGUGAUAACUGAUAAGUGAUCUCUAUAUCUUGUAAAGGAAAGUCUUCCAUUACUGUCGCCUGCUUAUGGCAAUGUUGGGUGAUUCAUUCGCAUAGUUUUCAGCCAGCAUUGGCAGGUACACAGUUAACAACUGAUAUACAGCCAAUUUUGUGUUAAUUAAUAGUUGUAUGAAUCUAUGUACAGGAUAAUUUUGAAAGAAGCUAUAAUAUUAAGUGACUUCUCCUUCUCAAA